This is a messenger RNA of Phytophthora nicotianae INRA-310, 1866 nucleotides long. RefSeq lists its product as hypothetical. The coding region runs from base 99 to 1085 and encodes 328 amino acids. The record is from RefSeq and is a predicted model, not a curated record. NCBI's taxonomy places the organism in Eukaryota, Oomycota, Peronosporomycetes, Peronosporales, Peronosporaceae. Gene Ontology annotation, cellular component: cytoplasm. Gene Ontology annotation, molecular function: calcium ion binding; calcium-dependent phospholipid binding. The transcript has a single exon.
CCAAAGAAUUGAUAUCUUCCAUUGCCAUUUCCAAAUCCGCCUCCUGCUUCGCAAGUCGAUUCAAGACCCCCCCCCUCCCUCUUCUUCUAACAACUAAGAUGUUGAACCUGUACCCGCCCGCUACGCACAGCGCCUGGAACGGCCAGCCGCCUUCGUACCCGGCUGGCACGGACUCGACCGUGAACGAGAUCUACGAGGCCACCAAGGGCGCCGGCACCAAGGAGAAGCAGCUGAACAAGGCACUGGGUGGCAAGACGGCCACGGAGCGCGGCUUCAUCGCCAAGCGCUACAAGGAGCUGCACAACCAGAGCCUGCGUGACCUGCUGGAUGACGAGACGUCGGGCCACUACGAGUUCCUGCUCAAGCUGCUAGCGUCGCCCCUGCCGGAGGCGGAGGCCGGUAUCCUGCGCAAGGCCACCAAGGGUCUGGGCACGAAGGAGGACCUCAUCUACCCCGCGGUCGUGGGCCGCACCAACGUCGAGAUCAACAUCCUCAAGAAGACGUACUACGAGACGUACGGCGAGGACCUGGGCUCUGUGCUGGACGGCGACCUGCACGGUGACUUCAAGAAGGUGAUCCUGGCGUCGCUGCAGGCCGCGCUGGUGCCGUACGACGCCAACAUCCACAACGCCGCCAAGGUGGACGCUGACGUGGAGAAGCUGUACAAGACGGGCCGUGGCAAGAUGGGUACAGACGAGGAGGGCUUCAUCGGUGUUCUGGUGGCCAGUCCGCCCGAGCACCUACGCGCUGUGGCCGCUGCCUACGAGAAGAAGUACGAGGAGUCGCUUGUGAAGGCUGCGGCGCACGAGUUCCGUGGCGACGCUGAGAAGGCCGUGCUGUUCCUCAUCCGUAUGAUCACGGAGCCGCUGGACCUGCUGGCUGAGCUGUUCGAGGAGGCCAUGAAGGGCUUCGGCACGGACGAGAACGCUCUGAGCUCGGCCGUGGUGCGCUACCACAUUGUGCUGCGUGACAUCAAGCCGGUGUACAAGAAGAAGUUCGGCAAGGAGCUGCGCGAGCGCAUCGCCGAGGAGGUGAGUGGCGACUACGGCGAGCUGCUGCUGUCGGUGUUCGACGCCCGCGACUAAGUUGCUGCGUUGAAGUGCAGUGCAGUGAAGUACGUCACUGUGUACGUAUGUGGUACUUUAGGUACUGUAGUAGCUGCUGAGAGGUGGUGAGUGGGUAGACUGUUAGCUGGUGCUUCGAGUCUUUGGUGACGUUAUUGGUCCCUCCCUGCUUGGCUGUCGUCGGCAGCUCGAUGGAAAAUGGUAAAGUUAAAAUAAAAACAUUGUCGAGCUACACCUCGGAGCAUUUCACAAGUUACCAUCAACGCAUUGCCCAGUGGAGAGAAACCACCUGCAGCUCAAGCCCCCGGAGAAAAUGACCCCGAAGCAGGGUGCUGCAUGAUAUUUAAUCGCGUUGUCAGAGGUUGUGACGCUCGUGCAUGUUGAGCUGUUGCUGUUCCUGAAGCCAAAAGACUCGUGUUGGCUCCUGCUCACCUGAUUUCCACCAGCGGGGCUGAUGAUGACCUCGCCCCGAGCGCAACCGCCGUCAACCGCAAACACUCCAAAUUCGCCUGUUCUCCAUCACUUUAGCAAAACAUUCGGGAUGCUAUCGCCACCGAGGCUCUCCUAUACUUUUGCUCCUUCAGUAGCGUUUCAUUUGGAUAGAAUUGUCCAGGAGAUUGAUCAUCAGUUGGUUCCGCAGGAUACGCGCGGAGUACGUGGUCGUUUCGACUUUGGCUUGGAAACUGAUGAGGGGUCUUGCCAAAAGACCUUCCACUCCCCAAGAUGCUCGAAGCUAGAACAAAUCGCUCCAAGCAUGGUGUUUGCUAUACGAAGGAAUCUAGCCUCACUGUUUCAAAGUGCU